AUGAAAACCAGCCCCCGGCGGCCACUGAUUCUCAAAAGACGGAGGCUGCCUCUUCCUGUUCAAGAUGCCCCACAUGACACAUCAGAGGAGGAACCUAAGAAACCCCCUGCCCAAGAGGAGCCUAGUCAAGCACAGGCCUCCAAAGAGGUGGCUGAGUCCAACUCUUGCAAGUUUCCAACUGGGAUCAAGAUCAUUAACCACCCUACCAUGCCCAACACGCAGGUGGUGGCCAUCCCCAAGAAUGCUGAUAUCCAAAGCAUCAUCACAGCAUUGACUGCCAAAGGAAAGGAGAGUGGCAGCAGUGGGCCCAACAAAUUCAUCCUUAUYAGCUGUGGGGGAGCCUCAACUCACCCUUCAGGACGUCAGCCUCAACCCCAGACCAGCAAUGAUUCCAAGAGGACAGAAGUUAUCACAGAAAUAUUGGGACCAAAGCCUGCCACUAGGGAUGCAAAUGUUCUUAGACCACCUGGACCCACUCUGGGGCAGAGACUGGAGAACUGUGCUGGUGGUGACACAACAGGCUGUCCCCUGGACAACAGCUUAACCAACAUCCAGUGGCUUGAAAAGAUGAGUUCUGAUGGACUGGGCUCCUGUAGCAUCAAGCAAGAGAUGGAGGAAAAAGAGAAUUGUCACCCGGAGCAGAGUCAGGUUAAGAUGGAAGAGCCCUCAGGAACAUCAACAUCCUGGCAGGACUCUGUGUCUCAGUGACUGCCUUACUCUUACAUGGCCAUGAUACAGUUUGCCAUCAACAGCACUGAGAGGAAGCGCAUGACCUUGAAGGACAUCUAUACUUGGAUUGAGGACCACUUCCCCUAUUUUAAGCAUAUUGCCAAGCCAGGCUGGAAGAAUUCCAUUCGCCACAAUCUUUCCCUCCAUGACAUGUUUGUUCGGGAGACAUCUGCCAAUGGCAAGGUCUCCUAUUGGACCAUUCACCCCAGUGCCAAUCGCUACUUGACGUUGGACCAGGUGUUUAAGCCACUGGACCCAGGGUCUCCACAAUCGCCCCAGCACUUGGAAUCACAGCAGAAACGACCCAAUCCUGAGCUCCGCAGGAAUAUGGCCAUCAGAACGGAACUCCCACUGGGUGCACGGCGGAAGAUGAAGCCUCUGCUUCCUCGGGUCAGCUCAUACCUGGUGCCCAUCCAGUUCCCAGUGAACCAAUCACUGGUGCUGCAGCCCUCAGUGAAGGUGCCACUGCCCCUGGCAGCUUCACUCAUGAGCUCCGAACUUGCACGUCAUAGUAAGCGAGUCCGCAUUGCCCCCAAGCUGCUACUAGCUGAUGAGGGCAUAGCCCCUCUUCCUACUGCAGGACCAGUGAAGGAGGAGAAACCCCUGCUUGGAGAAGGGCUGUUGCCUUUGCUUCCARUUCAGUCCAUCAAGGAAGAGGAAACUCAGCAUGGGGAAGACAUGCCACAGUUAGCAAGACCCAUCAAAGUGGAGAGCCCUCCCUUGGAAGAAUGGCCCUCCCCAUGCCCAUCAUUCAAAGAGGAGCUGUCUCACUCCUGGGAGGAUUCAUCCUGCUCUCUCAUCCCAAGACCCAAGAAGUCCUACAGUGGGCUUAAGUCCCCAGCCCGAUGUGUCUCAGAAAUGCUCGUGAUUAAACGAAGGGAGAAGAGGGAGAUGAGCCGGUCUCGAAGGAAACAGCAUCUGCAGCCUCCCUGUCUGGAUGAGCCCGAGCUGGUCUUCUCAGAGGGCCCCAGCACAUCCCGACGAGCUACUGAGGCCCCCCUCCUGGCAGAGCCUGUCUCCCACCUGAGCUGCCUCCAGGAGGARGGAGGACCUUUCAAGACCCCCAUUAAGGAGACUCUGCCCAUCUCCUCCACACCGAGUAAAUCUAUCCUCCCCAAAACCCCUGAAUCCUGGAGGCUCACACCCCCAGCCAAAGCAGAGGGUCUUGAUUUCAGCCCAGUACGAACCCCCCAGGGCGCCUUUGGCUCCCUGCCUGACUCCCUGGGGCUGAUGGAUCUGAGCACCACGCCGCUGAAAAGCAUUCCCCUCUUUGACUCACCCCGAGAGCUCCUCAAUUCAGAACCCUUUGAUCUUGCCUCUGACCCCUUUAGCAGCUCUUCCCCCUCUGAUGUGGAAGUUCCCAAGCCAGGCUCUCCAGAGCUUCAGGUUCCCAGUCUUUCGGCCAAUCGUUCUCUGACUGAAGGUCUGGUUCUGGACACGAUGAAUGACAGCCUCAGCAAGAUCCUGCUGGAUAUCAGCUUCCCUGGCCUGGAGGAGGACCCACUGAGCUCUGACAACAUCACCUGGUCUCAGUUUACUCCUGAACUACGGUAG
Messenger RNA from Urocitellus parryii (Arctic ground squirrel), 2283 nucleotides. It is a transcript of the gene Foxm1, whose product is annotated as forkhead box M1. Gene Ontology annotation, cellular component: nucleus. Gene Ontology annotation, molecular function: DNA-binding transcription factor activity; RNA polymerase II transcription regulatory region sequence-specific DNA binding. Lineage: Eukaryota; Metazoa; Chordata; Mammalia; Rodentia; Sciuridae. Gene Ontology annotation, biological process: regulation of cell population proliferation; G2/M transition of mitotic cell cycle; regulation of transcription by RNA polymerase II. The record is from RefSeq and is a predicted model, not a curated record.